Messenger RNA from Cornus florida, 2465 nucleotides. Its product is annotated as BTB/POZ domain-containing protein SR1IP1-like. The coding region runs from base 478 to 2277 and encodes 599 amino acids. The transcript is spliced from 5 exons. The record is from RefSeq and is a predicted model, not a curated record. Gene Ontology annotation, molecular function: protein binding. Lineage: Eukaryota; Viridiplantae; Streptophyta; Magnoliopsida; Cornales; Cornaceae.
AUCUCAUUGCCACACACUACCAACUAGUACAUCUUUAUUCAAUUCCCUUCACCCCUGUUUCAACCUAUUAUACCCAAAAUGCCAUCCAUUUCCCUAUCCCAUUACAUUAUAAAUACUGUCCAAAAGUCCCACCCCGAGACAACCCCUCUUUUGUCAUAAGAGGAGAUUUAAUUGGGUAAUUCACCAAGGAUAAUGAUUUUAAUCUGUACUCUCUCUAGUGUUGUUUCAAUAUGGUUUUUAUUGAAAAAAAGAAAAAUGUGGUACAAAGAAACAAACGAGAGCAUGAGGUGACAUGUGCGGGGUGGUGUUUUGCUUCGCUACUGCCUUGAAGAGAAACUGCAUGUAAAUUUUUGUCUACUUUUGCUCUCAUCAUCCAUUAUAUGAUGGAGACAUGGACAUACCAAAGAUUCUCCAUCCACUGCCACUACUGUGGUGGACCUUGAUCAGGAGGAAACUGCACCACGCACCACUGUUAACAUGUCUUUCAAGAAGAAGGAGCAUCUUUCCACUGCCAUGAAGAGGACUAGUGAAUGGAUUUUCUCCCAAGAGAUCCCAAGUGAUAUCACCGUUCAUGCCGGUAAAGCUUCCUUUUCAUUGCACAAGUUUCCAUUAGUCUCGAAGUGUGGAUACAUAAGAAAAUUGGUAUCAGAAUGUAGUGAUGCCGAUCUUUCUGAGAUUAAAAUCACUGAUGUUCCUGGUGGGGCAGAAGCAUUUGAACUUGCAGCAAAGUUCUGUUAUGGAAUAAAUUUUGAGAUAACUACAGAAAACAUUGCAAAGCUCCGCUGUGUGGCUGAGUAUCUCGAGAUGACAGAGGACUAUGCAGUUGGAAACCUAGUGGGAAGAGCUGAGGCCUACUUAAAUGAAGUGGCACUUAAAAGCCUUGCAGGAGCUAUUUCCUUAUUGCGUCUGUCAGAAAACCUUCUUCCAAUGGCAGAGAGAGUUAAAUUGGUGAGCCGGUGCAUAGACACAAUAGCAUAUAUGGCCUGUGAAGAUAUCCAAUUUUGUACAUCAGGUAGGGCAGAUGUUUUUAAUUCUUCCUCUCUGCCUCCCUUGAAACCCAUAGUGGAUUGGUGGGCUGAAGAUUUGACUGUUCUUAGAAUUGAUAUAUUCCAACGGGUUAUAAUUGCAAUGAUGGCAAGAGGGUUUAAAAAAUAUGCACUUGGUCCAAUACUUAUGCUCUAUGCGCAGAAAUCCCUUCGAGGUUUGGAAAUAUUAGGGAAGGUGAGGAAGAAAAUUGAGCCAAGACAAGAGCACGAGAAGAGGGUGGUUUUAGAAACAAUAGUUAGUUUUCUGCCAAGGGAGAAGAAUGCCAUGUCAGUUAGCUUUAUCUCAAUGCUGCUUCGAGCUACAAUAUAUCUUGAGACAACGGUUUCUUGCAGGCUCGAUUUGGAGAAGCGGAUGGCCUUGCAACUUGGGCAAGCUGUAUUGGAUGAUUUGCUGAUUCCCUCAUAUUCCUUUACUGGGGACACAUUGUUUGAUGUGGACACUGUGAAGAGGAUCAUGACGUAUUACCUUGAAUAUGAAAUGGGGGGGAAUCGUUUGGGCUACAAUGUGAAUGAAGAGUAUGUUUCUCCUCCUCAUACUGACAUGGAACAAGUUGGGAGGCUAAUAGAAAAUUACCUAGCUGAAAUAGCCUCUGACCGAAACUUGUCUGUUUCAAGGUUCACUAGUCUUGCUGAACUUGUACCAGAACAAUCAAGGGUUAUAGAGGAUGGAAUGUACAAAGCCAUAGAUAUUUACUUGAAGGCUCAUCCUGCUAUAAGUGACAUGGAGAGGAAGAAAGUUUGCAGCGUGAUGGACUGUCAGAAGCUAUCCCGGGAGGCCUGUGCUCAUGCUGCGCAGAAUGACCGGCUUCCUACCCAAACUGUGGUUCAAGUGCUUUACUACGAGCAACAACGACUUCGGGAGGUCGUCAAUGGCAGCCUCACGGGCGGGGAAUCCUCUGUUUUCUCCUCCAAGGUAAAUAAUUACUCCAUGGACAUCUUGCCAGCUUCAGAUGGGAUAACAAGCUUACAAAGGGAAAAUCAGGACCUCAAAUUAGAGCUUGUGAAAAUGAAAAUGAGAUUGAAAGAAAUCGAGAAGCCAACAGAUAAAUCAUCUGUAAGCAAUAUUUCGUCACCUGCUAAUACUUCUCCUUUGCCUCGGAAAUCAUUUAUAGGCUCAAUGUCGAAAAGACUUGGCCGACUCUAUCCUUUUGUGCGUGCUGAUGGAAUAACACCUCGUACGGCGAAAGGUCAGGCCAAGCCCAGCAAAGGUAGGAGGUAUUCCAUAUCUUGAGGCAUUGGUUUGUCUCUGAUCCCUCUUUGUACUUUGUUAAGUGUAUGCUAUCUUUGUUUCAUUGUUUCUGAGGCUUGAUCAGAAGAGGACUACUAUCUGCUAUGUGUUUUGAUGCUCUUCUUCUCUUCUUUUGUGUGAAAUUGAUGUAAAUUAUAGUCAUAAUGUUUCAAUUAAACUUUUCGUGUUAA